Molecule: messenger RNA, 1416 nt
Organism: Debaryomyces hansenii CBS767
Lineage: Eukaryota; Fungi; Ascomycota; Pichiomycetes; Serinales; Debaryomycetaceae
Gene: TIM50
Product: protein translocase subunit
Exons: 1
Coding region: 1-1416 (471 amino acids)
Molecular function (GO): phosphoprotein phosphatase activity
Source: RefSeq, a predicted model, not a curated record
AUGUUAAGGAAUACGAGGCUCUUGACAAGAACUAUAAGUUCUUCGUUACGCUUUGCUGCAACAAAAAAUACUAGAUUGCCAACCCAACAUAAGUUUUAUUCGAAGAAGACAGAUAAAAAGGCGGAAGAACCACAAUCCAUCUUGACGGAUGACUUAUUAGCUAAGGCAGGUUUUGAAGACCCUAAUGAACCAAAGGAAAAGUCUGAACAACAGGAAUCAGAAAACGGCGAACCAAGCGAAGAAGAGAAAUCAAAUGGACAAGAACAAAGGUCAAGAAGAAAGAGAAGAGCACAGACUUCUAAAGAUAUACAACGUGAAAGAUAUGCCAAUAUGUUCUACCUUGCCACAUUAGUCGGGGGAAUUGCUGGUGUAGGAUAUAUGUGUCGUGAUUGGGACUCAGAAGACGAACAAACCAAGCUUGAAGGUAAGGAUAUCGAUAACGGAUUUGCACCAAACUUGAUGUAUGGUAGACUUAAUAAGAGAUUAGGAUCAUUAUUCACAUUCUUCUCCGAACCAGUAUUUGAAAAUUUGUUACCACCACCAGCCCCAGAGGCGUACCGUCGUCCAUUAACCUUAGUCGUGACCUUAGAUGACCUUUUGAUUCACUCCGACUGGGACACCAAACAUGGAUGGAGAACUGGUAAGAGACCCGGUUUAGACUACUUUUUGGGUUACUUAUCCCAAUACUAUGAAAUUGUUAUUUUUGGCUCAAACUACCAAAUGUAUUCCGAAAAUACCGUUGGUAAGUUAGAUCCAUUCCAUGCUUAUGUUUCGUAUGCGUUAUUCAGAGAAGCCUGUCGUUACAAGGACGGUAAGUUAGUCAAAGAUUUAUCGUUAUUGAACCGUGACUUAGGUAAGACAGUCCUAAUCGACGUCGAGGAAGAUUCGUGGUCGAUGCAACCAGAUAACGCAAUCCCAAUGAAGCCAUGGGACGGUUCGUACGAUGACACAUUAGUCAAAUUAAUCCCAUUCUUGGAAUACUUGGCCACCCAACCAGUUAAGGAUGUCAGACCAAUCUUGAACUCGUUCAAAGACAAAUCCAACAUUGUGCAAGAAUUCGCCGAAAGAGAAGCCAAGUUGAGAGAACAAUGGAAAAAGGACAACAAACAUUUGUUUGACAGCGCUAAUAGACCAAAUGCCGGUAACUUCUUAGCCUCCUUGAUGGGUGUCCCAACUUCCAGUGUCAACAAGGAGCCUAAGAUGCCUUUGGACAUCAUCAGAGAACAUGGUCAAUUACAAUACGAACAUUUCCAGAAAUACUUGAAAGAAAAUGCUCCAAAAUUCUUGGAAGAAGAACAGAAAUUGAAGGAUGAAUUCGGAAAAGUCAGUUUGAACAAAUUGAUAACUGAAGGUGCUCCAUCUGCUGAUGAUAUUGCCAAGGUUCAAGCCGAAAGAGCUGCAGCCCAACAACAAUAA